Messenger RNA from Tinamus guttatus (white-throated tinamou), 2106 nucleotides. NCBI's taxonomy places the organism in Eukaryota, Metazoa, Chordata, Aves, Tinamiformes, Tinamidae. The record is from RefSeq and is a predicted model, not a curated record.
CUCCGCCAGCACGGCGCCGAGCCCGCCCCGGACGAGGGGCUGCAGCCGCCCAAGAGGUUCAAGAGCGACCCCGUGUCCGGGCCGGGCGGCCCUGCUGCCGCCAGCCUGCCCAUGGUGCUCAUAGAGGGGCUGGAGCAGACCCAGCGGAGCAUCGCGCUGCCCCGCAUGAAGUGCUACGCCUUGGCCAACCUGGCCGAGCUGCUCCGCGCGUUCGCCGAGCCGGAGCCGCAGGGCAGCGCCCUCCCCGUGGCCGAGUACCUGCACAAGGUCUGCUCCGUCGUCAGCCUCUGGAACAGCGACGCCGAGAGCCGCUACCACCAGAGAGGCCUGGACGAGAAGGUGAGGGAAGCCGAGAGGAGCAUGAGCCUCCUGUCCGUGGCCAGGCUCUCCGAUGAGGAGCUCUUUGCUGGCUUGUCCUUGCUCCGCAACUUGCUGCACGCGUGGGGAGAGGAGCUGCAGGGCGCCCUGAACAGCUCCGAGGAGCUCUGCUACCAGAGCUACCGGCUCCUCGAUGCUCUCACCGCCUUGGGGAAGAGCCUGGCCUGCGUCGCGGACACCAGGGACCUGAGCAAGGACAAGAAGGUCGUCGUGUUAGAGCUGACGCAGAUCAUCGAGCGCUUUCUGGAGAAGAUCAGCGCCAGCCUGAAGAGCAGGGAUUCGGACGCCAGCCUCGUCUCUUCGGUUGCCAUGACCAUCAUUGAGCGGAAGCUGGACCGGCACAUGGAGCUGUGCUCCGUCUUUGCUUCCGAACACACCUGGGCCUUUUCGAAGGACUGGGUUGACUGCCUUGUGAAAAACAAAGCUCUCUUCCAGAAACCAGAGCUAGUGCUGAAGCUGCUGGAGACCGUGGUGAACUUUACUGCGUCCUCCCAAGACAGAGAGGACCAAGAGCUGCAGAAGCAGGUGACCAAAGCCAUCCUGGAGUGUUACACCGAGCUCUCGCUAACCGACAAGAACAAAGUGCUCUCAGGGGUCCUGGCCUCCUGGGGCGGUCCAGGGCUGUCCCUCAGCUUGCAGCUGGUCAUGGAGGGCUUCCAGGAGGAGCUGAACGUGGCCUUCAACCAGAUCACACAGAGCGUUUCCGACCAAGGCCUGUCCAAGGCCGUGGCUUCGGUGGCCAGGCUCACCCUGCUGCACCCCGAGGCCACCGUGAAGAAGGUCUGUAGUCUGGCUGUUGUCAACCUGGGAACGCACCAGUUCCUCGCGCAGAUCCUCUGCUCCUUCCCGGCGCUGAGCUUCCUGGAGACGCACGACGAUCCGGGCCGGCCGCGCAGCCUGGUGCUCAGGUGUCUGCAGGAGGCCGUGUGGGGGAAGCUCUCCACUGCGCGGGAGGAGGAGCAGUUCCUCGAGUUCUUGGCCUUUCUCCUGCAGCCGAGCUCGGCGGCUCCCCUCGUGUCACCCGCAGAGGUGACUAGAACCUUUAUCCUUCCCUGUCUGCGAUCGGACUGCGCUCAGAUUGAGCUGAGCCUCCAGCUCCUCAGUCAGCUUCUGAGCAUGCAGGCCCAUCCAGGAGAGCACUGGAUCAAGUCCUGCCACCCGUUCCCGCUCCUCCUUAGCCUCUGCAGGCUCCUGGAUGGCUACACGAGGUACUGGCACCUGCCCGAGGAGCAGUGCUUCCCCUCGCUGCACACCAAGGACCUGGUGGUGGACACCCUCUCGCAGCUCUGCGAGGUGCUGAGGCCGGAGGUCGCUCCCUCCCCUGACGUGUGGGUCCAGUCGCUGGCUUGGCUUCACAGGAAGGUGGCAUCGCUGGACUGGACCGUCGGUCUGCGACUGAAGCCGCUUUUUGGAGACCACUUCAAGAACGAGGCCCCGGAGACGCUGUUUGAGGUCUGCAGGCUCCCGGAGGACGCGUGGACGCCGCGGGCCUCGCCGGCGUACGGGCCGGGCAGCGGGCUGCUGGCGUGGCUGGAGUGCGAGGGCCUGGCCGUGCUGGCGCUCGAGGCGCUCUCGCGCUACGAGGCCUUCAGCGGCGCCGACGCGGCCCCCUGCCACGCGCUGCGCAGGGCCAACGAGAGGCAUUUCCUGGAGAGCGUCACGGACAACGUGGCCGACAAGGAGCUGCGGGGCACCCUGCUGCACAAGCUGGCCAAGCUGGGGGCAUAG